AUGCAGCAGCCUUACGCGCACAGAUGCGGCCCCCUGCUGCCCGUGGGCGUCAUCUCACUCUUAGCCUUGACCGCCAUUAUUUCGCAGAGCGUCGCGGUGCCGUUAGCCAUGUGCGGGCCCGAUGGGCAAUGCCGCGAGGAGCCGUCCAUACCGUCGCCGCGCACGCGCUACACGGCCAAGACGAGCGCGUUGCAGAGCGCCUGGACGCGGUUCCACGAAGAACUGGCUCGUAGGGCCGCGGCCUACGCCCCCACGCAGAAACCGCUCUUGCUGCUCGGCGACUCGAUCACCGAGGCGUGGCUUGGGACCUCGAUGGACGAAGACUCGGAGCGGGCCCGCGGCUGCCCCGAAGUGCUCUCUGACAAAUUCCCGGACUACUCGCCGUUGGUGCUGGCUAUCUCUGGCGACCAGACGCAGCACUUAUUGUGGAGAUUGCAGAACGGCGAAUGGCCCUCCGCCGUUCCAUCUGCCACAGUAAUUCUGAUGAUUGGCACAAAUAAUCUGGGGCGAGGCCACCUGCCGGGCGAGACGGCGCGCGGCGUCGUCGCCGUUGUGAAUGAGAUUUUACAAAGGCUGGACGGCGCAUCCAAACUGCUCGUGCUCGGUUUACUACCUCGAGGCGACGGUUCGAGGAUACUGAAGCGGCUCUGCCCGCCGCGGUGCGACAGGCAGGGUGCGCCCUACUCGUCCUUCAUGCCGGCGGUCGCGAAGGUCAAUAGCGACGUCCAGCAGGCGGUCAGCGACUUACAUGAUCAACGCGUCGUUUUUGCGGACUGCGGCGCCGUGUUUCUGGACGCGGCCGGCGCGGUGCGCGAGCGGCUCAUGCCCGACCGGCUCCACCCGAACGCCGAAGGUUUAG
This is a messenger RNA of Pelagomonas calceolata, 859 nucleotides long. The record is from the annotation of a GenBank genome assembly. NCBI's taxonomy places the organism in Eukaryota, Pelagophyceae, Pelagomonadales, Pelagomonadaceae.